AUGGCUUCUAGUUUUCUUCAUCAUCUUGGCCUCAUUCCUCUCUUUGCCAUGCUAUGUGUGACAGUUGCUCAAACUAAUUAUCAAAAAAUUAGUUUGGGAAGGUCACUUGUAGCCUCUGAUGAUUCAGAUUCCUGGCCAUCACCUUCCGGUGAGUUUGCCUUUGGAUUUCAUCGUCUCGAGAACCAAAACCUUUAUUUGCUAUCCAUUUGGUUUGACAACAUACCAAAUAAAACACUAGUUUGGUAUGCAAAUGGAGAUAAUCCAGUUCCAAAAGGAUCCAAAGUCGAGCUAACAAGUGAUGGUCUGCUCAACCUCAAGGACCCUGGAGGGAACAUCGUCUGGCAUCCGAAUCCCAUCCCUUCUGGCGUUGCUUAUGCUGAUAUGCUUGACACUGGCAAUUUUGUUCUCGUAGGCACUAAUACGAGUAACGUUUGGCAGAGUUUUGAUAACCCUGCAGACACUCUCUUGCCAACUCAAACACUAGGAGUCGAUAUAUCAGUUUCUGCUAGGACAGCCGCAGAAAAUUUCACAAGGAGUCGGUUUGAGCUUCGCCUGAUUCGAGAUGGGAAUCUUGUGCUUAACACAAUUGCGUGGCCAAAAGAAAAUAAAUAUGAAGCUUAUUAUUGGAGCAAUACUGUUGAUUCACCAGAUGGAAUCACUGGAAACAAGCUUAUUUUUAACGAGUCAGGUUACCUUUAUAUUAUCAAGACUGAGGGAGAUGUUGUUAAUGUUAACUCUGCAAGCACUAUUCCAAGUUUUCCAAUAAGAGAUUAUUAUCACAGGGUAACAGUUGACUAUGAUGGGGUUCUCCGCCAGUAUGCUCAUCCCAAGACUCCCAAAAAUGGGGAAUGGACUGCCAUCUGGUUUGCUCCCAAUGAUAUAUGUUCUUCUAUGAAUGGUGAGAGAGGCGGUGGCACUUGUGGUUUCAAUAGCUAUUGCUCCCCUGGUAGUACAGAUGGAAGCCCAAAUUGCCAGUGCCUUCCAGGCUUUAGGUUCUCGGAUCCAGGCAACAAGUUCAACGGUUGUAAGCGAGAUGCAAUCCAAAACUGUGAUCUUGGUAGCCUGAGACCAGAAGAUAUAUAUGACAUGCAAGAGUUGAACGUGAAUUGGCCCAAUUCUACAAACUACGAUUCUUUGGAGUCAUUGAGUGAUGUUGAGUGUAGCAAGUCUUGCUUGUAUGAUUGCCAGUGUGUUGUUGCUGUCAAUGUCGAUGGGGCCUGUCGAAAGAAGAAAUUCCCUGUUUCCAAUGGGAAAAUGCUCCAGCCUAACAAUGGAAAGGCUUUUGUUAAGGUACGAAUCUCUAACACUUCAUCAAGUGAUUCUUAUACAAGAAUAGACUGGCCAAAAAGAUCCCCGGCCACAUUUUCUAUGGUAGCAAAACUUCUGCUAGGAAGCUCAGUAUUUCUUAACUUGCUGCUAGUGGUGGCUAUAUUGCUCAUCGUCCUUCGAUCAUAUGAUGGAAGGACUAAACUUCACAGACCACCAAGUCUAUUGGAUAGUAAUCUUUGCACCUUCACAUAUCAAGACCUUAAAGUGUCUACAGAUUGUUUCAAGGAAGAAAUAGGAAGGGGCUCUUUUGGUACUGUAUAUAAAGGGGUCUUGCCAUUGUCAGGCACACUAACUAUAGUUGCCGUCAAGAAGUUACACAACAUGUCACAAGAUGGCGAGCGGGAAUUCAAAACAGAAGCAAGUGUAAUAGCAAAGAUCCACCAUAAGAAUCUAGUCAGACUAAUCGGAUUCUGCAAUGAAGGGCCACAUAAACUUUUGGUGUAUGAGUUUAUGAGCAACGGAUCACUUGCUCGCUUCAUUUUUGGAGAGUCAAGGCCUGAAUGGGGCAAACGAAUCCAGCUUGCAUUUGAGAUUGCCAGAGGGCUUACGUAUUUGCAUGAAGAGUGCAGCACACAGAUCAUUCAUUGCGAUAUUAAGCCCCAAAACAUCCUUGUGGAUGAUUCAUUUACAGCAAGAAUCUCUGAUUUUGGAUUGGCAAAGCUUCUGAUAAGUGAUCAAUCUCGGACACUGACAGAAAUUAGAGGCACAAAGGGCUACGUGGCACCGGAGUGGUUCAGGAACACACGAAUUACUGCAAAGGUGGAUGUUUACAGUUACGGUGUGAUGUUGUUAGAGAUCAUCUGCAGUCGGAAAUCGAUUGAUAUGGAAAGACAAAAUGAAGCGGAGCAAAUCCUGGUAGAUUGGGUGUCUGAUUGCUACAAAUCAAGAAAGCUAGAUAAACUUGUAGAAGAUGACGAAGAGGCAAGAAGUGACCUGAAGCUACUGGAGAAGCUUGUAAUGGUGGCCCUUUGGUGCAUUCAGGAGGAUCCCACUGUAAGGCCGUCCAUGAAAAUGGUCUUAUAUAUGCUUGAGGGAGUAUGCAUAGUUUCAGCACCUCCAUCUCCUUUCCCCAAUGGCUCAAUCUCUUGA
Coffea eugenioides is the source of this 2418-nucleotide messenger RNA. RefSeq names its product G-type lectin S-receptor-like serine/threonine-protein kinase LECRK3. Bases 1 to 2418 code for a protein of 805 amino acids. The transcript has a single exon. The record is from RefSeq and is a predicted model, not a curated record. Gene Ontology annotation, biological process: protein phosphorylation; recognition of pollen. Gene Ontology annotation, molecular function: ATP binding; protein serine/threonine kinase activity. Lineage: Eukaryota; Viridiplantae; Streptophyta; Magnoliopsida; Gentianales; Rubiaceae.